GCCGCGGUCGCCGCGUCGUCCCUUCCCCGGCCCGGAGCCGCCGCCGGCAGCCCGCAGCCGAGAUGCUGAGCUUCUUCCGCCGGACGCUGGGGCGCCGCUCCAUGCGCAGGCACGCGGAGCGGGAGCGGCUGCGUGAAGCCCAGAGGGCUGCGACCCACAUCCCGGCAGCCGGAGAUGCCAGGUCGGUCAUCACCUGCCGCGUGGCUCUGCUGGAUGGCACCGACGUCAGCGUGGACCUGCCGAAAAAAGCCAAAGGCCAGCUCCUGUUUGAGCAGAUCAUGUAUCAUCUGGACCUUAUAGAAAGCGAUUAUUUUGGAUUGAGGUUCAUGGAUUCUGCACAAGUGGCGCACUGGUUGGACAACACAAAAAGCAUCAAAAAGCAAGUUAAAAUCGGCCCGCCAUACUGUCUGCAUUUUCGUGUCAAGUUUUACUCAUCAGAGCCCAACAAUCUGCGUGAGGAGCUAACAAGGUAUUUAUUUGUUCUGCAGCUAAAACUGGAUAUUCUGAGUGGAAAGUUGGAAUGUCCUUUUGACACAGCCGUCCAGUUGGCAGCUUAUAAUAUGCAAGCUGAACUUGGAGACUACGAUCCUGCUGAGCACGUCCCUGAGCUGGUAUCUGAGUUCAGAUUUGUGCCUACUCAGACCGAAGAGAUGGAGCUGGCCAUCUUUGAGAAGUGGAAGGAAUGCAGGGGGCAAACACCAGCACAGGCUGAAACUAACUACUUAAACAAAGCUAAGUGGCUGGAAAUGUAUGGUGUAGACAUGCACAUAGUCAAGGCAAGAGACGGCAAUGAUUACAGCCUGGGACUAACCCCUACAGGAGUUCUUGUCUUUGAAGGAGACACAAAGAUUGGUUUGUUUUUCUGGCCAAAGAUAACAAGACUUGACUUCAAGAAGAACAAACUCACUCUUGUUGUUGUUGAAGAUGAUGAACAGGGGAAGGAGCAGGAGCAUACUUUUGUCUUUAGACUGGAUCACCCCAAGGCUUGCAAGCACUUAUGGAAAUGUGCAGUAGAACAUCACGCCUUCUUCCGGCUCCGAGGUCCUGUCCAAAAAAGCUCAAGCAGAUCAGGCUUCAUUCGGCUGGGCUCCCGGUUCCGGUACAGUGGGAAAACAGAAUACCAAACCACCAAGACCAACAAAGCCAGGAGAUCAGCAUCCUUUGAAAGGAGGCCCAGCAAAAGAUACUCAAGACGGACACUACAAAUGAAAGCACAUGUUGCUAAACUUGAAGAAACGAGUUUUCCAAACAAUGCUGUUAUUACUCAGACCAAUGGAUCACAAAGUUGGAAUGUGAAGCCAAACUUACCUGUCCUAACAGCAGCAGUUCCUUCUGCCCCAGUCCUAGUGGAAAUAGAGAACCUCCCAAGGAGCCCAGGAGGUAACCAGCAAGACAAGAAAUGCAUACCCCUUGUUGAUCUUCUCGACAGUGUGGAUUUGCCAGAGACCUGUGUGGAUGAUGCUGUAGGCCGUCCCAUCGUUGCCCUGGUAACAGGAGAUUCGGGAGAGGCUGUUGGUUGCCCUCAUCCUGGCACUAAGGAAGCUGCAGUUGAGAAAGCAGACUCUGACCCAUUUGAAGAUGCAUUCCUAAAACUGAAGCAGCUGGAGGCAGAAUGCAGCAGCCCUGUGCUCACUGAGUGUCCCAACAUAAACAUAAACGUGCAGGAUGAAGUGGUGAAGCUCACAGAUAAAUGUCUUAACAAUGCAAUUGAGAGCCCGAUAGCAGCAGCAACAUGGCUUCCAGCAGACAUGAAAAGCAAUAUCCUGAAGGCCCAGGUGGAAGCAGGGCACAAGGUUGUAAGAGAAGACAGCCUGACAGGUAGCAAGAAUUCCAGCAUUCAGGAUGCUGCUGCCAGGAACAUUCUCCCAUCAGGAAAAACCCAGAGUAGUCCCCCAGCAAGCAGUCCAGUAUUUCAAAACAACCUGAAAACAACCUCUGCCUCAAACACAUUCAUUCCUAAUGCAUUAAAUGAGGAUAAUGCUGCCUCUAACCAUGAAGAGUUGCUGAUUCCAGCUAAUCUGCCACCAGCUGAGGAGGCUGCUGUUUCAAAGAGUGCUCCAGAUGGCCAGGACGUUUUCCUAUCAUCAUUGACAGAGAAUCUAAUUGACUUUACAGAAGCAACACCUCGGGUGUCUUCCCAGCCCACAAUAACACCGAGGUGGUUAGUGCCAACUGGACUGAUGUCCAAUGGGCCUUUGGGAAAUGAUGUUGCCUUAUCUCUGAAAGCAGUGAAAGGCAGCACAGAGGCUCUGUUGUCAUCAGCUGGAUUGCCACCAUGCCAUCAGACAGCUGAAGUCCUUGCAAGCCCAGUUGCUGAGGAUGCUACAGUAAGGACGAAAUGUUUACUCACCACUGAACUGUAGAAGAUGGAGCUAUUGUACUUCUCACCUAGUAAAAACUCCAACUCAAAUCUUCUGACAUCUACAAGGAAUCCUUCUGAAAGACUUGCAUGGGAUGAAACUCUUGCUGAAUGGGAGUGAAACAGCCAGCUGGUUUGCUAGAAUCCAGGAAGAGACUUUCACAUUUAUUGCGAUCUAACUGGAGUUACAGUCUGAGCCGAAAUGUAAAACCACGUGGAAUUUUGAUCUUCUCCCUCGAGAGAAGUGAAGUAUCACACUGGAGCUAAUUCUGAACACGAGGAACAAAAUCUAGUUGUGUUCCACUCACACUUGGUUUAGUCUCAUGCCUCUCAAAUGUCACGGGCGAGUGAUCACUGAUGUUAGCUCUGCAGUAUUUGAACACCACAUCCCUGUCCUUUAUAGAAUAAUAUUGGGAAGAUUAGGCGAACUUCUAGGGCCACCUUGUGGCCACUCUGUGUAUGGUGGCUCACAGUAGCAAUGACUGUUUCAUGUGGCCAAGAUCAUUUUCUUCUGUGUGAUUAGUCACUGAGUUUCCUGUUUUACUGCCACACAUGCUCCUUUUGGCCUUAAAGCCCUCGGUAAUCUUUGCACCUCUUCUUACAGGACAAACUAUUGUGACGGACUACUUUGACUGGAUUUGAGCUGCUCAUUGCAACCAGGAAAGUUAACCUGCCAAACUCUUAUAGCAUUAGCAGAUUGCAGCAGAGGUCCCACAUUUUGACACUGGUUAUUUCAUUUCCUCUGUGACUCAAAUACAGAUGUGUACUUAGGCUAUAGGUGUAUUUUUUUGUUUUCAGCAUUGAAGUAGUGAAGUUGUGAGUACAGCUUACUUCAGGAACUGCUUUUUGGUUAGUUCUCUUAUCGUUCAAGGCUAGGAAAGACAGGAUUUUCAUUUUUUCUAUUCACAUUGUUGCUAGGUGUUAAUUUGAGGUCUUGUGCUUUGGAGAAUACUUAACACACAGGAUAAGGCAUGAGGGUACAACUAGGUCAGUUCUUAACACCGCCUUGAAUCCUGUUCCAAUUGUGCAUGGAACAAAAUACAGAGUAAGGUGAAAAUGGGGAAAAGAGAUGAAACAUUCCCAAAAGCAGUUCACCUGCUUCUAGGAAAAAGGUAGGAGCACUUGCAAGAAUGUGCUCCGCAGUGCUGGUAAAGACCUUUUGGUGCUCAGGUAAAGUACAGGAUACAGCACAUACAGUUUGAAGAGUGUCCUGGGCAUCAGGAUCCCUGUGUAGAGGUGAGAACAUGGACCCUGGGAAUAUAUCCUGUGAAAAUACCAGUGCAGAGUCAGAGGAAGGAGAAGUGUAGAAGCCCAGUGAUGAAUUCCACAUCUCCAAACAGGGAAGCGCAGUUGAAGCUAUCGGGAUCCUUCUCAGGAAGAGAUUUGUACAUAUGUCUGGGCUUGGAGGAUGUUUUCUGCACAGUGCUGCUCUUUAUAACUAUUUAUAUACAUGGGAUUCUUAGGAACAAUUUUAAAUGUGAAAGUGAGUUAGAAACCUGUAUGCACAACUUUCUUUGUGCAUGCCUGCUGCAUGAAUAUAACUCCGUGUGGACAGAGAGUUGGACCAAACCACUGUGGGUUGUGCAAGGUUGGAAUGCACUCCAGUUUAAACUGCAGUUCCAUGCAUAGCUUGUCAGAGACAGCCAGCUGUACCAGAGGUAUGUAUUGGACAGCCCUUUGGCCACAACAUGGCAAGAAAAUGUGCUACACCAAAUGAGGGUCUCAGGUGGAAGGUUCGGUUCCAUUUGGGUCUCCCCACAUGCUGUUUUCAGCCCAUGCACCCAAUUUUUACUUUUGUUUCUCAAAGCAAAGCCGUACUGUUCAGAUCUGCCACAAACAGCACUGGAUGUAUUUUCCACAUCUUGAAUGUGUUCAGGUACAACCUGACUCUCCCACAGGUGAAGCACAGAGUGUUUGUUAGUUAGAAAGCGGCAGUAAAAUUACAUAGCUAUUAGAUGCAUUAAUGUUACAGCUAGACAAUCGUAGCUUUUAUACCAAAAAAACAGAACUCCAUGCUAAUGGCCUUCCAGAGAUGCAGGUGUAAUCCACGUGUGUUUGGUCCAAGUGUCAGCACUAUAGAAGGAACAGGCUGUGCCCAUCUGCUGGGACGAGGAGUGGGCAUUGCUAGGUGUGCUGUGUCACAGCAAGGAGCCACGGGGCUUCUCCUGCUAAGUGCACCUCCUUUGUAUUGUUGGGCUUGAGCACUUUGCUUCCUGAACACACACACACCCCUUCCUAUAACUGGAGAAACCUAUUUUUGAAGUAUGUAAGAGUAUUUUUUUAGCUAGAUUUUUUUUGUUAAAGCCACACUAACUACUGUAUUUUUACCUUUUUAUAUGUAAAGCUCGGCGGUAGCUCUCAGUGUAUAAUUUAUUUGGAUUUUUUUAUAAAACAAAGUGCACCCUCUUGCUUCUGUUUCACAGUAGUGAUGUAUGAGCAGCUUUGGGCACUGCACUGCCAUCUUUAUAGAAACUGUACACGGGAACGAGGAACUGUGAUUUUGUAGUCCACAACCCGAUCUCGAAAUGUUUAUGCUGUAGUUGUGUCUGAAAUACACCACGUCCGUGCAAA
Phasianus colchicus (ring-necked pheasant) is the source of this 4930-nucleotide messenger RNA. The record is from RefSeq and is a predicted model, not a curated record. NCBI's taxonomy places the organism in Eukaryota, Metazoa, Chordata, Aves, Galliformes, Phasianidae.